AUGUUCCCCUUACGCCGCCUUCAUGGUGUUUACCUGCGUAAGAGCCAUGGAAUUGGAUGCGUGAUACAUCGCGGCGGGCUGCGUUCUUUGCUGGCAGCCAGCCAAGACUUGUCCUCCUGCCGCACGACCUGUCAAAUUCAACAUCGCGGCGCCAAGACCAAGACUACCAUCAAACUGUCCGACUUGCCACAAGGUCCGAUAAAGUCUGAAGCUAAACCCAUCCAAGAGGAGGAAAAUGAGCCCAGUUAUCCUACGGUGGUGCUUCAGGCUCGCCGUAACAUGCGCAAGUUCCAGAAUUGCGUUCUUCUCACCCGCGUUGGCGGUUUCUACGAAUUGUAUUUCGAGCAUGCCGAUGAGUAUGCUCCUCUGCUGAACAUCAAGCUGGCAUCAAAGAAGACAAGUGCUGGACCUGUACCCAUGGCAGGUUUCCCCUUCUUCCAAUUGGACCGCUUUCUGAAGAUUUUGGUCCAAGACUUGAAUCGCUAUGUGGCUAUAGCUGAGGAAUUCCCCAACGACGCCGCAGAUAAAGUCAAGUCUGGCGGGUUGUUGCAUGACAGGAGAGUCGCUCGCAUUAUUACCCCUGGCACACUUAUUGACGAAAACUUCAUUGACCCGUAUGCGAACAAUUAUGUCCUGGCCAUUCAUGUGUGUGAGAGAAAAGAGGCACCAAAAGCUCCACCUGCGAUGAUCGAAGACCACGGAAUCCGUGUGUCACCGACAGCGACUCCGCUGCCUCUUGGUCUGGCAUGGAUGGACUUGUCAACUGGUCAUUUCUUCACUCAGUCCUCAGACCUGGCAUCCUUGCCGUCAAUUUUGUCUCGCAUUGGCCCGCGAGAAGUGGUGUUGGAUCAAAGCAUCGAGUCACAGAAGGAUCACGACAUCUUUUCCAUUCUAGCCGAGGACAGGCAUCUGAUAACGUAUUCGCCACAAGGCAGCCUGACAGAUGUGCGAGACUGGACGCCAUUACUAGAAUCGCAAGUACCAGAGAAUGUCAGGCAAGCCUUCACGAGUGAGGAGGUACUUGCUGGUAGCCUUGUUUUAAAUUAUGUCAAGGAACGACUACAAGGGAUGACCAUGAAGCUUUUACCGCCACUGCGGCACGAGAGCAUGGAAGUCAUGAAUAUUGACAAAAAUAGUUCUCGUGCCUUGGAAAUCAAGCAGACUAUUCGGGACGGCUUCUUACGCGGGAGUCUACUGCAUGCCAUUCGACGGACCGUUACCAAGAGCGGAGCAAGACUCUUAGACGAGUGGCUUAGCUCGCCUUCUACAUCCCUUAAGGUGAUCAACAGGAGACAAAAUUUGGUUGCAAAGUUCAUUGCUGCGGAGGAUCUUCGUGACUCCAUCAUCACACUUCUUCGUCGAAGCCACGAUUCCCAACGCCUGGUUCAAAAAUUCUCUUUGGGAAGAGGAGAUGCUGACGACCUUUUGGCCCUUGCAAACACCAUACGAGCCACAGAAGACAUCGUCACUUUGCUCCACGAAGCAGCAGCGUCAGGCACUCAUACCACGGAGAAUGAGUGUCUCUCGGCACUUCUCUCCCGCAUCGACCUAACCCAACCACUCAAACUGGCCAGUACGAUCAAAGAUGCCAUUGACGAAGAAGGAAUCAUCCACCAACAUGAAGUAGAAGAUUCUGAAGCAAGUCAGAUGCUUGCCCUCGCGCAGGAUAUCGUGGCUACCGAAGGAUCACAAGAAGACGCUUCCUCCUUACCCAAGGGCAAGAAAAAGCGACCAACUUCCAUCAAGGAGUUCUACGGAGAAGACAACGAGGCAUGGAUCAUGAAACCCGGUGCCAGUGCCGACUUGAAGAAGCUUCACACACAACUCUCAUCCCUAUUUGAAGAAAAGAUUCAUCUGAGCGAGACAUUACGCGAGGAACUUGGUGCUUCUAGUCUCACACUACGCUGGAGUCCAGGUCUAGGACACAUUGCUCACAUAAAGGGCAAGGAUACAAAGAAGCUCACCCAUAUCAGAGCCUUAUCAUCUAGUCGCUCAACCCGCUCGUUCCACCUACCAAAGUGGACGGCUUUGGGACAACGCCUAGACCAAACCCGCUUCCAUAUCCGUCGCGAAGAGCAGCGCGUAUUCCAAUGCCUUCGCGAACAAGUCGUCCUGAAUCUCGUCAAGCUGCGUCGCAAUGCUGCUGUUCUCGACGAACUCGACAUUACCACAUCCUUUGCCAAGCUAGCCAUUGAGCAGAACCUCGUCCGUCCCAAGCUCAACAACACUCGGACACACACCAUAAUCGGCGGCCGUCAUCCCACCGUCGAGGGUGGCCUAGUUGAGCAAGGCAGGAGUUUUGUGGAAAACGACUGCCUUGUGGGGACGCAAACAGACGGACUGCUCUGGCUGAUUACGGGCCCCAACAUGGCAGGGAAGAGUACAUUUUUGCGUCAAAACGCACUUAUUACUAUUCUCGCCCAAAUAGGCUGCUACGUGCCCGCUUCAUACGCAGAGCUGGGCAUUGUAGACGCCAUAUUCAGCCGUGUCGGCUCAGCAGAUGAUUUGUACCGUGACCAGAGCACUUUUAUGGUGGAGAUGUUGGAAACAGCUCAGAUCUUGAAGCAGGCCACGCCUCGAUCAUUUGUCAUAAUGGACGAGAUUGGUCGGGGAACAACACCUGAAGACGGUGCCGCCGUCUCAUAUGCCUGCCUGCACCAUCUAGUGACGGUGAACCAGUGUCGAACAUUGUUCGCAACUCAUUUCCAUGACGUUGCUGAUUUGGCGGCUGCAGAUGGACUGUGCACGGUCGAUGGUGGUCCGGUGCACUUAUACUGUACGGACGUGGAAGAAGAUGAUCAAGGAGGAUUUGUAUAUGUUCACAAGCUACGAAAAGGGAUAAAUCGGCAUAGUCAUGCGUUGAAGGUAGCUAAGCUGGCAGGCUUGCCAGAGCGAGCCAUUGACACUGCGAAGCAAGUCCUCACGGUCAAGGGGCAUGUCUGA
Pochonia chlamydosporia 170 is the source of this 2943-nucleotide messenger RNA. RefSeq names its product DNA mismatch repair protein Msh1. The record is from RefSeq and is a predicted model, not a curated record. Bases 1 to 2943 code for a protein of 980 amino acids. Gene Ontology annotation, biological process: mismatch repair. The transcript has 2 exons. Gene Ontology annotation, cellular component: nucleus. Gene Ontology annotation, molecular function: ATP-dependent DNA damage sensor activity; mismatched DNA binding; ATP binding. NCBI's taxonomy places the organism in Eukaryota, Fungi, Ascomycota, Sordariomycetes, Hypocreales, Clavicipitaceae.